UCGUAAUAAUCGAGGACUCGAACCGAGUCAACGAGGUUCGGCUAAUUGGAAACCCGAUUCUUCUCCCGUUGCGGAAAGAGAGAACAUGGCGUUGCAGGCUGGGGUUUCAACUUCAAAGGUUCUGAUCCUCGUCGGAGCAGGUUUGACGGGUUCGGUUGUUUUGAGGGGCGGACGACUGUCUGAUCUGAUUGCACAGCUUCAGGAGUUAUUGAAGGGUGUAAAUGAAGCUGAGAUCUCGCCGAACAAGUACGAUACUACAGUCCUUGCAGCUCAGAUUCGACAAUUGGCUCAAGAGAUCAGGGAGUUAGCAGUGUCCCGUCCUGUAACCAUCUUCAAUGGGGAUUCAUCAUCGAAUGGGAGCUAUGGUUCUUACUUAGUGCCUGCUGCUGCACUUGGAGCAAUGGGAUAUUGUUACAUGUGGUGGAAGGGUUGGUCGCUUUCUGAUGUAAUGUUUGUAACUAAGCACAAUAUGGCAAAUGCUGUUGCAACCGUGUCCAAACAAUUAGAGCAUGUCCAUGAAGCACUGGGUGCAACUAAGAGACAUCUAACCAAGAAGCUGGAGAACUUGGACUGGAAGGUGGAGGAGCAGAAGGAAACAACCAAGCUUAUUGCAAAUGAUGUGAAUGAGGUGAAAUCAAGCCUUUCUCAAAUUGGGUUUGAUGUGGCAUCAAUCUAUCAAAUGCUAUCUGGGUUGGAAGGGAAGGUUGAGCUUCUUGAAAACAAACAGGACAUGACUAACUCAGGUCUCUGGUAUCUAUGCCAAGUGGCUGGAGGCUUCAAAGAUGGGCUAAAUUCUAAACUUUUUCAGGAUGUUGGUGCUAAGGUAGCAAAUCAUUCAACAGUCACAUUUGAGGAUAAGUCCCCCAAGGGCCUCCAAUUCAUUGCUGAAGCUAAGGGCUCAGGUGUGAUUGAUAAUUCAGUGAUAACAAUAAGGAAAACUGAUCUUGACAACUUCUCUGGUGAAAAAGGUCCGACAUUGACAAAUAGAAUACACAGGUCAUAUCCAGUUGGUAUUUCUUUGAGCCGAGACAUUAGAGGUUCGGAUACAUGAUUCUUUCAUUAUGUUUUCUUGCUUUGGUGGAGUGAACUCUUCCUAUUGAUUUCAUAAGCAUGUUACGGGAUUCCAUAAUUUGCUCCCAGUGAUAAAUGCUUCCGGGUGUUUGAUUUGCACAUCUCCAGAUGGAAAAAGUAUAUAGUGAUAGUGCUUUGUACAAGUAAUGAUUUCAUAUGUUAUACGAGCAGAAUAAGGCACCGUAACCUCGGUGGCGCUGAUGACCUUGUAUUUUUGUAUUUUCAUAUAGCUAUAUGUCAAAAAUCCAUUCAUCUCCA
Juglans regia (Persian walnut) is the source of this 1329-nucleotide messenger RNA. RefSeq lists its product as uncharacterized. NCBI's taxonomy places the organism in Eukaryota, Viridiplantae, Streptophyta, Magnoliopsida, Fagales, Juglandaceae. The transcript has 11 exons. The record is from RefSeq and is a predicted model, not a curated record. Bases 86 to 1051 code for a protein of 321 amino acids.